AACCACAUUCUCUUCUUUAUUUUUCUCAAUGCAUAACCAAACAAACACAAACAAAGAUAUACACUUUUGUUUUAAUCUAAGUUUUGACUUCCAAAUAACACUCUCUUUUUUACUUUUCUCUCUAUAAAUUACACUCUUCUUCUCAUUUCAAAUGCUUCCCCCCUUUGCUUUUUCUUCCCCACAUCUCUGUUUUGUUCACUACUCAUGGCUUCUCCAAGGCUUCGUCUCUUCUUUCUCUUCGCUUUCGUUUUACUACGAGGUGGAGUUGCUGAUGGAAGAAGCUAUCCGGUUUCAACUCAAGUAUUGGGUAAAGAAACGCAAGAAGAUGUAAUGAAAAAGAUGGAAAGAAUAAGAGUGAAAGAGCAAGAUGGUUGUCGUUCUUCUCCAAGUACAACUGACUCGUCUGAUAAUCUUUAUCAAAACAAGAAGAGAAUUUUGAAUGUAAAGUACAAAUGGAUUAACAAAAGAGAUAAAAGUGAAGGUGGACAUCUACUUAACGAUGAAGGUUCGAGAUUUAUAGCUUAUAAUGCCGAUUAUUUUGUUGCUAAACCUCAUCCUCCAAAGAAUAAUGGAGGAGGGAAAUAUCUCUAACUAUUUGUUUAUUUUCUAGUAGAAAUUAUAUUGUUUCAUA
This is a messenger RNA of Cucumis sativus (cucumber), 631 nucleotides long. RefSeq lists its product as uncharacterized. The record is from RefSeq and is a predicted model, not a curated record. Lineage: Eukaryota; Viridiplantae; Streptophyta; Magnoliopsida; Cucurbitales; Cucurbitaceae. The coding region runs from base 205 to 591 and encodes 128 amino acids. The transcript has 2 exons.